UAAAUUAUUUUGUCUUCCUUAGCUUGGCCUCCAUUUAAGUUUCAGCAUUGAUUAUUUUCCUACAAUUUACUCAUGGAAGUCUUUUUUAUUUUUUAUAAGAAUGUUUAUUAUAAUAAUUAUCCUCACUUUCUGUAGAGCUGUAGUAGAGACAUGCAAAACUAUUUACUUGAUCCAAGCAUAAUAAUUUUCUCUGUUGGCUCCUUUGUUUUGAGGGCAUAAGUUAAGUUCUUUGGGGAUGGCACAUAACUUCUUCCUUUCCUUCCUUUAAUCGGUAAAUUAUAUUCUUAUAUAUAUAUAUAUUGAAUAUAAACUAAGAGGCGUGUUGAACUCUUAAAAAAGCAAAAUAAAAUGGUAAGCUUCCAUAAUGUUUAAAAUUACCUCUUCUGCAACCUAGUUGGUCACAUUGAACAGAUAUUCUCUUUGCUUGUUGCUUUUUAAGCCCUUAGGGCUACUAGAGGCACGGAUGAAAUUACUGAAAAUUGUGCUAAGGACUUUAAUAAUGAUUUUCCAUAAAGAAUAAUACCUAUCUGUAUUUUAUACUUCCAUCUGCAGCCAAUCUCGCAGAAUACAAUUAAUGGCUAAGGGCAAUUUAUGCAAAGUUCUUAUGUAUCGAAGGUAACUAGAAGUUGUAAAAAUAGACUAAGAAUUUCAUGCAAUUCCUUGAAAAAAUUUAUCAUCAUCGACUUUAUUACUUUUCGUCAAGAAUAAUUUUCACAAAGUAUAACAAUUCGUUAAAAAGUCAACAAGCAAAACAAAAUGUUUGCUUUCCAUAACAAACCGUAACUUUUAAAUCAAAAUUUCAAACGUUUUCUUAGGAACUUCGAAAAUGAAUCUAAAAGGGUUAACACAUUUUGCCUAGUUCAUACAAAUAAGUUUGUUAAAGUGAGGCCUUAAAAAAACAAAACCCGAAAGAAAGAAAGAAAGAAAGAGCAACUAUGCAAUUAAGAGAUGAGAUAAAUUGCAUUUUUGCUGCAGGACCGAAUGGCAACAAACUUAUAAAAUAAUGUCGCGACCCAAUUAAUUUAAGUACUAGUUACAACUUAGAUUUCAAACUCAGGUCAUAAAAUAAAUCAAUUGAAAACGUGUCCUUUUUCUAAGUUGUCAUACAAUAUAAUCAAUAUCUAAUUAAAUAGAAAACAGAAAAACAAUUAAAUCAAAAGAACAUGGAUCUUGGAGACAUUUCUUUUACAUGUGCUGUGCCAAAGACCUUGUGGAUUGAAGAUAUUAUACUUGAUCUAAUCAAAAAAUUACCACCUAAAUUAUUUGAUGAGAUACGGCCAUGGUGUUCGAUUAUAACGCAAUAUCCAUUCAUUCACAAGUUUACAAUUGCUGAGGCUAUAGAAACAAUUUCCAAAGCACGUAACCAGAGGACAGUUCAAAACGAACCCUUAUUCCCUACUGAUUGUCGCUAUAGUGAAGAUAAUUUAAACCAGUUCCUAAAACGUAAGCCAAUUCGUAUAAUGAUUGCCGGAGAUACAAAUUCGUCAUUCGACGAAAUCAACAAAGCACUCGCUAAAGAUUUCAAUACGUAUACAAUCUCACCAGAAAAAUUGAUUAUCAACGAAAUUAAACAAAAGUCAAAUUUUGGUAAAAGUCUAGAAAAUAUCGUGAAAACAGGUAGAGGAGUACCUGUUUGGGUUGUGAUGAAGCUGCUUGAGCACGAAUUAGAUAAUGAAAAGUAUGCUACCAAAGGCUUCAUUCUAACUGGUUUCCCAAUAGUUUCAAGUUUAACUACAACCUCUAAAAAAUAUAACAAAAAUAAUGAAUUUCAUGAUUUGGAAGAUGAAAGUCCGAAAGACUGUAUACAAAGGCAGUUUGAUUUUAUUAAUAGCUUAGGUUGUCGUCCAGAUUUGUUCAUCUAUCUAGACACUGUUCGUUAUACAAAACAAUUUACCGAAGCAAUUGAAAUUUUCCAAGAAUUUAUUCUUUUAUACUUUAGAGAAAAUGUAAUUAGAAUAGAUUGCCGAAUUGGAACCAAUGCCAUUUUGAGUUCCAUACGGAAUCGUUUUAAAUAUAUAAAUUUCAAAGUAAAUUAUGAGUGCUUUGUUAUGAAUGAAAGUCAAGACGAAACAAUGAGUAUAAUAGAACUGUGUGACACUGAAAAGGUGUUGCCUAACUACAAAUGGCUGAUUUCUAAAUUUGAUCAAAUCUGUCCCGUUGAUUUGUACCACGGGAGGUUGCGUUUGUGUGACACUAAAUUUCCAGUUCGCUACUUGAGAAACAUAUUUCUGUUUUUCUCUCAAAAAAAUCGAGCGGAAUUCAUUGAAAAUCCUGCGAAGUACAUGAAUCUUGAACCUAAAUGUCGACUUGCAGUUAUCGGACCACAUAGAACAGGCAAGACAACUUUGUCACAAUACUUAGCUAGAUAUUUAAAUUCAGAGAUUUACAAAGAUCAUAUCGAAAAAUCGAAGGAAUCUUACAAGUUUGCUGAUCUAACAAGAGAACUUGAGGAAUCGAAUGAGAAAUUGCUUCAGGAAAAUGAAAGAUGCAAACAAAAGAAGGCUGAAGAAUGGACUGUUUGUGUUUUAGGUGUUCUUAACGACAUUUUGUCAGAAGCCUUAAAAGAAAUAAGUUCGAAGUGGGACGUGUUUAGUACAAAACACGCUUAUCAAAGUUUGCAAACUAGUGAAACAUCAAAUAGUUGGACUAAAGCUUUUCUACUUGACUAUCUUAUUUUUCAAAAGAGCUUUGACAACAUAUCAUCAGAAGAUUUUUUAAUUUGGCUCGAAUCAAAGCCAGGGCUAACCUACAAACAAUACGUCAUCGAUUCUGCUCCCUUAAAUUUAAAUUUCUGGAAAGAUUUACAAAUCAAAGAUGAAUUACCCGAUUGCGUUUUUUUCUUAAAGGUAUCAUCCCUUGAAAAAUUGUUUGACACCUACGAUUAUAAACACAAUCUAAACUGUGUAAAUGGAAAAUAUAUCUCUGAAAGACUGCGGUCAAAGUUUGAAGAUACUAUAAAUAUAGAAGAUGUUUAUUUAGACGUGAGUCAAACAACACACAAUGUCAAUAGAGAGCCCUUUGAAAGAGGCAGUAAGCCAUUAAUUAAACAAAGAUAUAUCAAGGCACUCAAAUUUAUAGAAGAAUAUGAAGAAGUACAAAAUUUCCUGCAAGCUAAUAACGUGAAAUGCGUCGAUAUUGAUAUUUCAAAGCAAACUUGGACUCAAUCGGUACUAAAAGCACUAACUGAAUACUUUUCAAUUUAUCAACCUUCACCAUUUCCCAUGCACGACUUUUUUGAUAAUGAAAGCGAUGAAAACUUUGGCUCGAUUUCCUCCUAUUCCGAUAUUUUAACGAAUAAGGAAAACACAGAAAGUGAAACUGGUACAUUCGAUAACAACUAUGGCUAUUGUCUUGACUGGUGUCCAGUUUCCUUGAAUAAUCAAAAAAUUCUUAAGAAAGGUAAUGCACAAUACAGUGUUGAAUAUAAAAAUAAGAUGUACGCAGUUUGUUCAAGAGAGCAUUUAGCUGAAUUUAUGUUAAAUCCUACUCUGUAUUCCCGUUGUAAUAAACUUAUAGUGCCACCACCUAGAAUAUUCAUUCUAGGAAUAAGCUAUAAAAACAAGACUAACUUUGCAGAAUACUUAGCUUACAGUUUAAAUGUGCAAAGCAGCUCCUACAAACAACAACCAACAGCUUUACCGUUAAAUGAAGCCCUGGAACAAAUUUCAAUUCAGCAGUUUAAAGAUUCUUAUAAUUAUAUUAAACCGCAAUUUUUAAAAGACCUGCCAGACGAUUAUAAAAGAGGUACUGUGCUUGUUGGAUUGCCUUUUCUAUGGGAACAAUUUAAUGAUUUAAUUCAAAGAGAUAUAUAUCCCGAAUGUGUUGUUUCAUUUGAUGAUGAAGAAGAAAUGCACCAAACGUUUUAUCGAUACUUUUCAAGGUUAAAUAUGAUGCAAGCGUUGAACAUGAGUAAUACUCGGAUGGAUCUUGCUGCAACUUUUUCUCACAACUUUCGAGCACCAAGUAUAACUUCUUACAUUGAAUCACUAUCCGAAACCCAAAAGCACGAUAUUGAAGUAAAAUGUCUUCAACUAGUGCAAGCUUUCAAACACGAAAUUCUCAAAAUGGAAGAAGAAUGUCUUAAACUGGGCAUUGCAAUUUUGAAAGUACCCAAGAAUUACCAACUUAAAAAAACUGUUAAUUCAAUUGUCGAAUCUAUAAAUAAUCAUCGCCAUCGAGCAGCGUUGUUCGAGAACGUCAAACAAAUAACUAUGAAUGAGAGUGAAGUACUUUUAAGCUCUGGGUGUUAUCGAUUCAGUCGAUUUAAAUACUCUUGUCCAGUAGACGUGGCUCGACUUAUGACCCUUAAUCAAUUUGAAGGAUUGAGUAAGCAAGGAAAAGUCUACCCCUGCAUUUAUCUUGAUUUCGUUUAUUUUAUUUGUGGAAAAAAGAAUUUAAAAGACUUCAUGAGUAAUCCUCUUGAAUUUAUAAAUACCUGCAAUCCACCUCAGAUGCAAAAUCCUAUUACAAUCGCAGUAUUUGGGGUUUCAAAAUCGGGUGUUUCAACUAUUUGCCGUACAGCAGCACACGAGUUUGGAUUCAAAAUACUAGCUUUGAAUGAUUUAAAUGAAAAAACCGAUCAGGCUGUUAUUGAUCUUCUGAAUAUGGAGAGAAACUCCACUCCAAAUGGAUUUAUUUUGGAUAAUUUUCCCUUGACUCCUACUCUGCUCCAUGAAGCAGCUCUAAGAACAGUGGACAUAAGUGUUGUGUUAGUUGUUGUUAGCAGUUUUGAAAAAGUUAUACAAAACUGGCUCAUUCAAAAUCGAAAUCUAAAGACCUGUCCAAAAGAGUCACUAAAGAGAUUACAUAAACAAUUUUGUAAAUCAUUAAAGGCUAUAAACUGCCUUCGAGCAUCAAAUACAACGUCCUUGUUAAACAUACAAUACAUAGACGGUGACGCAAAUAGUUGGACAAUAUGGGAAAAAGUAAAGAACGAAAUUAUAAGAACGACCCGUUGCAUAACGAGCUACAAGAUUAAACUAAUAAAGAAUCGCUGUGCAAACCUUGGCUAUCUGAAUAUGUUCUACGAUGUCAUGACAUUCAAAAGGCAAAUUAACCAUUUCUAUUGCCAAGCAUGUCUGUCUCUAGGAAAGUUGAAAGCUUUUAAGUAUUUCUAUGUCAAUGUGGGAGCUGAGUUCUAUACCAAGUCAUGCCAAAACUUACUAAACCAGCCCUACGGCUAUACUAACCUAGAUAUUUAUAAGAAGUUCAAUUUUAGUAUGCCAUUCCAGACCAAUGAAAUGAUUGAGCCUUUAGUUACACAAACCAAAAGCAUUAUGUGCAUGUUUCAAUACAUCAAUAUUUUCUAUUGGGCUUGCAAUGACCACACAAUCAACUUCAUGCUCAACACACAGAAGUAUUUUAACGAUUCAGAGAAACUGAAGCCUUUGUAUGUUCCAUUUUUGGUGGUUGGAUACACAAAGGAAUACGUGGCUUUUCAAGGUUAUUGUCCAGUUUCGUAUAAGCAGGGAAAGUUUGUGAGAGGAGCUUUGAACUUGUCUGUUUAUUAUCGUAAAAAAGUUUAUCUCAUGUCCAAUACACAAAAUACCCACGAAUUUCUCAUGUUUCCUGAAAAAUAUCGUUCCCUUAAAUUUGAUAUUUCCUUGCUCAAUCAAAAGAGUGGGAUAUUCAGAGGAUUAAGUGAGAAUGUGAUAUCGAAUGUUGUCCAUGAAGCAUCAAAAUUAAGGCCGAAACACUUUGCACUAGAUGGCAGGCUAUCAGCUGCAACUUUUAUAGCUUUAAAACUUAAGUGCCUUGAUUUAAGUUCGAAGUACAAUCCAUAUUGGAACACUACAACUCGAAAUUUCACAAAAGAGUGCAAGAAAUUGAACGAAGAAGUCAAGAAAUAUCAACAAAAAAAAGACCGAAUCGUUUAAUCGAACACUUGAAUUCAAAUAAAAUUAUUUCAAUAAUUAAGUAUUUUCGACUGUAUUAAUAAAAAAACGUUUGUUUUUAAAGAACAUA
Eupeodes corollae is the source of this 5964-nucleotide messenger RNA. Its product is annotated as adenylate kinase 9-like. Bases 1164 to 5876 code for a protein of 1570 amino acids. Gene Ontology annotation, molecular function: ATP binding; AMP kinase activity. The transcript has 3 exons. NCBI's taxonomy places the organism in Eukaryota, Metazoa, Arthropoda, Insecta, Diptera, Syrphidae. The record is from RefSeq and is a predicted model, not a curated record. Gene Ontology annotation, biological process: nucleobase-containing compound metabolic process. Gene Ontology annotation, cellular component: cytoplasm.